Messenger RNA from Salpingoeca rosetta, 746 nucleotides. RefSeq lists its product as uncharacterized. The coding region runs from base 93 to 746 and encodes 217 amino acids. Lineage: Eukaryota; Choanoflagellata; Craspedida; Salpingoecidae. The transcript has 5 exons. The record is from RefSeq and is a predicted model, not a curated record.
GCCAAUAUCAGCACAUUCGCCAACCAACCACGACAACAACUUGGCAUCUGCUCACACCCUACCCCUCCACCAAGCAGCAGCCUACAGCAGCCAUGUCUGGCAAGGACGACGACCUGUUCUUUGUGACCAACGUGCAGAAGGCGGGCAUUCUGUUCAAGCGCCCGUUCUUGCACGUCUCUGGCAAAUGGCAGCGCCGCUUCUUUGUUCUCAAGGACGGCUUUAUGCUGUAUUAUGCGGAGAAGGAGGCCAAGACAUUUGCCGAGACUGGAAACUUCAACAUCCAUCCCAAGGGCGUCAUUCCACUGGGAGGGUGCCUGGUCAAUCACACGACGGAGACCGACAAGCCAUAUGCCAUCUCCAUCAACCACCCAGACUUUGGCGAGUCAAACGUCAUCGUCGCCACAGACACAGAGGAAUCCUUGAAGGAUUGGAUUGACAAGAUCAAGGAGUGCACGCGCAUCACGUACAAGAACGCCCAAGUUGGCGAGACGAUGAUCAAGUGUCUCAAGGCCAAAUCGGAGGUCAUUGAGGAGCAGCGCAAGGAAAACCAGGAGAAGCUCGAGGCGGAGACGCUUGCGCUGCAAGAGGAGCGAGAGCUUCGGGAACAGAUUGAGGAACAACUGCGGCAGCUGCAGGCGGAGAAGGAAGCAAAGGAGCAGGAAGCGAUGCAACUCAAGGAGCGAGAGGCCGAGCAGAGACAGUCAGUUGGCCGUAGGCCGUAUUGGCUGUGGUGCACCUGCAGAUGA